GCCCAUGAUGCACUGCAGUGGUGAGACUGAACACCGGCACAUUUUGAGAAAUUGAGGAUCACAGUGCAGUGAGAACCGUUGAUCUCCCAGACGGAAAAUGCCGUCAGGACGACAAAGGACUUCAGCGAAUGCUCUUGACACAUCUGCUGUGACGUUGAACGAAAAAAUCCUGAAAGAAUGCCAUGAUUUGUACACGGAGAAGGAGAGGGGUCUUAUCACUAUUGCGAGUGGCUUGGGAUUAAAUUUACUGGCUCCAAGAAAGAAGAUUACAAUCUUGCUACUUGGAAACCAUUCUGCAGGGAAAAGUUCUUUUAUCAAUUGGUACGUAGAAGAGCAUGUGCAGAAGACUGGUGUUGCGAUAGAGACCCAAGGAUUUACUUUUGUUACAAGUGGAAAGAAACGAGAAUCACUUACAGGAAAUGCCACAUUGCAUCUGUAUCCUCACUUCAAGUCAUUACAGGAUCUUGAAGGUGUUGUAGAUUACUUGACAACUGAAAUUUCUACGUCAAAGCAGAAGAAAUUUAGCCUCGUGACUUUUGUUGAUACUCCUGGCCUUGUUGAUGGGGACAUGAAGUAUGCAUUUGAUGUGGAUGAGUCUAUCCUUUGGUUGGGUGAUCUGGCUGAUCUGAUUUUUGUGUUCUUUGAUCCAAUUGGGCAAGCUCUUUGCAAGAGAACUUUAAAUUUAGUUGAAAAAAUGAAUGAGAAGCAAGGAGAUCGAAUCAGAUUUUUCUUGAGCAAAGCAGACACUGCAGGACAUGAAAGUGACAGGCAGAAAGUGUUAAUGCAGAUAACACAGGAGCUUUGUAAAAGGCCAGGACUUAACAAAGCAGGAUUUGAGAUGCCGACUAUUUACAUUCCCUCGCUACUGGACAAGCCAGCUAAAUGUGCCAAUCAAAUAGAAGAAGUCUGUAAAGAAAUUGAAAAGACAAUUAACCAAACAAUACAAAACACCCUUAACACACUGGAAAAAGACUGUGAGAAAAUUGCGGACUUGGUGGAUGAAAAACUUAGUCUUGAUACGGAGGCUUGUUCGCAUAAUAUCUGGGCAAGAUUGAAAGGUAUAUUUUUUGGUUUGUUGGGUGUUCUUCUCCCUUUUGUUUUAUUGGUUAACUUCCUAGCAAGUAGCAAUGCAAGAGAAACUCUGUAUGGACUGGUUGCAAAAGAAAGGGCAGAAAAACUCUUUAUUUACACUGCACCUGUUGAAAAAAUGUGGCAGUCAAUCCCAGCUCAGCAUCAUAACCACACCCUCAUAGGAAUGCUUUUGUUCUCAGUUUUGCUGCUGAUUGUUGCAAAGCUUUUAUCCAGACUCAAACCAACACUUUCACGGAAACAGAAGAAGACGUUAUUGGAGCAAAGGUCAUACGUCCAAGGUUAUGUCAAAGGUCACAAGGAUCGGCUCUAUGGGGAAUACCUGCAGCAAAGUGUUGGUUCUCAUGAUUUUGAUUCUGUCAAGUUCUGAUCAGCCUCUUACUAAUCAUCAGAUGUGGAGACCUAACUAAUUUAAAUAUUAUAGCGAUCGUAAAAUACUCGUAAAUAAACUUUUACACGAAAAAAAAGACAGAAAUAUAAUGUUGACUCAGUGAUUCCAGAUUGGAACAAGGUAGUUUGGUAUUAUCGACUGGGUUGAUACAUGUAACUUAAAUUGGCCACCGUCUAGAGUUAAGACUACAAAACAGCUAUUACAAACGGUAUUCUUAAUUCCGCCCCUACCCGCCUCCUGUAGUGAACAUUAAGGAACAGGCUUUCUCAGUGACACACCUUCGUUAGAUAAUGAGCAAAUUUCCCUGGCACCCGAGCAACUCUUAUGGGGAUGUUUACCCAUUACUAUAUUAAAGUAGAAUUAGAGCAAAUUCUGUAAUUGUGGAAUUAUUUUCCACAGCAUCCCUUUGGUUGAGUUUAACGCUACAUGUGGAUAUGGCCGUUAUUCCUCUUUUCUUUCUUGUCUCUUUUUACGUUCUUUCUCAGUUAGAAUGCAUUCUUACCUAGUUAGAGUGCGUUCUCUCUUUAGAAUGCAUUCUUUUGUUGUUAGAGUGUGUUCUCUUCGGUAAGAGUGCGUCUUUUAUAAAGACAUACAAGACCCUGCCCCACAAAAAUAUAGACAAAAUAUGGUCGAGGACUGGAUCAUGGUGACAUGCUUAUUAUAUGUUUUUUCGUGUAUUUUGUGUGUGUGUGUGUGUGUGUGUUAUGGGGGAUUGUAUCUCUCUUGUGAGUAUUUAGUGUGUUCUAUUCGGGCCACUUUCCUUUCCUUUCCCUUCCCCACCCUCUUCCCCCCUCAAAAAAAGAAAACAAUGCAUUAAUGUUCAGUCUUCUUAUCAAGGAUACCUGGAUCCCACUUGAAUGGUGGAAACAUGAGCCGCAAUUUCCUUCGCAUAUCUCCUUGUGAUUUAGAAGUCGUAACUUGCUUGAAAUCAGAACUCUUUUUUGAAGUGAACUUCAUGUAGAAACAGUACUAGGUAUCACUUGUAUACAAUAUUGCCCCUUGCGCUUCUUACUCUUAUUCUUGUCAUGACACUGUUCCCACGAGAAUCUUACGAGAAUCAAACAGGUGGAGUCAGCUGUCCACGGUGGCACUUUGACUUUCAUUUUGGACUCUACCGUCUCGAUGUUUUGACGAAGAACUGUUGGAAGUAUGCCGGCAUAGAUUACUGGGCUGUAUAGAAGUAGCGAACAUAGACACGUGCAACCGAACCUAUCAAAAUGAGCGCGCCACUAAUGAUUAAAUAAAAAACGAUAUGCGCAUUCGGUGUAUAGUCAAUUAUUUUGCGGU
Pocillopora verrucosa is the source of this 2767-nucleotide messenger RNA. The record is from RefSeq and is a predicted model, not a curated record. Lineage: Eukaryota; Metazoa; Cnidaria; Anthozoa; Scleractinia; Pocilloporidae.